UCGUGUGCGCUCGCAUAAGUAUUGCGCGUCAUGUGAGUUGUGUUUUGUUUGAUUCUGGAAUAUACGCGAGGCAAACGUGCGUCCUUUACGUGUAUCAUAAAUAAACAACACACAACAACAGCAACUAAAAGUGAACGGAAAGUGAAUGCAGUGAAUGAAUGAGUGAUUUUGCAAUUAUUAUUACUUUGGUGCGCAUUUUCAUUUGUAUAUUUUGCAGAGCGUAAAGCAAGUGCCGUUAAACACCAAAAACCGCCCCGCAAACAAAAACAACCACAGCAAGCACCGCAACAACAACAAUAACAAUACUACACCCCAAAAAUACGCUGUCAACAUCACAGUCGCCGUCGCCGUCGCAGUCGUUGUCAGCGUCGCAGUCGCUGUCAGUGUUCGCUGUUCGCAUUUGGAAAUACAAAUCGUGUUUUGCGCUUUAGCAUUUUGCAGUUGUUAUUUGUUGCUGCCGCUGCUGCUGAUGCCUGUUGUUGUUGUUGCUGUUAGUGUUGUUGUUGUUGUACAUUCGCCAAGUUAUUUACGUCGGGUCGCGCAAACAACAGCAACAACAACAAAAAUUUACAAUUAAAAUUACGCGCGCUACGUCAAAAAGUAUCUGUAAGAUAUAUACACCAAAACACAGAGAGAAAGGGUGACAAAGAGCGAGAGAGAGAAAGAGGAGAGGAAGUCGCACAAUAUGCGCCAAAUUCAACUAAAAUGCAGCAUAUAACGGCUGUAAAAAGUUUUACGAUCCAACCGUAACGUUGUUGCCCCCACAGCCCCCAGCCCCCAGCCCCGUACAUCAUCCGGCAUAAUGCCAGAGACAAAUUAAGGUCGCUUCGUUGCUCCGUGUGGCACACCUGAGAGAGUGAGUGCGGCAAGUGUAUUAGUCUCUUAGCAGCAGCGACAACAACAAACAGACAAGGAUAACCCACCCAUAAAGACCGUAAAACAUUUGGCUCCAAAGCAACAAUAUUGUAACAGUAACAUUUACAGUUAGAGUCGCCGCUACACGCUCGUAAAUUGCAAAACAAAACCCAAACAAAAUCCAAAGCCAAAAACCCAACAACCCAACAACGACUUUCUGUUCUAGCUGCAACCAAAAGCAGCAGCUGCCUGCAGAGAAUAGCGGCAGCAGCAGCAGCAGCAACAGAAACUCAGCAGCAGCGAUGGCGGGAAAUAUUGUCAAAUGGUGGAAGCAUAAGAUACUCGGCGGCUAUAAACAGUUCUCAGUUCAGGAAUGCACCACAGACUCGGAGGAGCUGAUGUAUCAUCAGGUGCGCGCCUCAUCCUCAUGCAGUGCGCCGCCAGAUUUGCUGCUGGUCAGCGAACGUGACAAUAAUAUACAACUCAGAUCACCGGUGGUUAAUAUAAUCACCACGCCUCCGGGCAAUGCAACUGGCCAUCAACUGCAGCAGCAGCAGCAGCAUAAUUAUCAUCAUCAUGCAACCAGGCAACAGCAGCAAUUGCAGCAGGACAUGAGCAGCAGUGGCAGCCACAGCAAACACUUGCGUAUCAGCAGCUCCAAUAGCAAACAUGGCAAAUAUGUAAAUAUGCCACAGUCGUCGCAUCAGCAACAACAGCAGCAGCAGCAGCAGCCGGAUGAGGCAGAUGUGGUGGAUGCGGCAGCGGCAAUGCCAACGUUGCCGCAUGCAACACAUCCGCAAUUCUCGCGGCAUUUACAUCAUCACAGCAAGGAGGAGCGCAUACGUCUGGAGGAAUUUACCUGCGAUGUAUCCGUUGAGGGUGGCAAAUCGUCGCAGCCGCUGCAAUUUUCAUUCACAUUCUAUGAUCUGGAUGGGCAUCAUGGCAAGAUAACCAAGGAUGAUAUUGUGGGCAUUGUUUAUACCAUAUACGAGUCCAUUGGCAAGUCUGUGGUAGUGCCACACUGUGGCAGCAAGACAAUUAACGUGCGACUCACCGUCAGUCCCGAGGGCAAAUCGAAAUCACAGGCAGCUGCCGCAGCAGCAGCAGCAGCAGCGGCGGCGGCAACAGCAACAGCAACAGCAGCGACGGCAGCUGCCACAUGCAACAACAAUAACAACAGCAACAGCAACAACUACAAUAGCAGCAAAUUGAAGAAGCUGCCCACGGGUUUGGCGGCCAUGUCAAAAACAGUGAAUGGCAUGGCGCUAACGACAUCCGGCGGUGCACGCCGCCAGCAUCGGCAUCGACCACGCAAACUGAUUAAAUCCGAUGACGAGGACGAUGACAGCAACAGUGACAAGGAGAAGGAGCUGACAACAGUUGCCGCCGUUGAACAGCAGCCCAGUGGCAGUGGCAACAGUGGCAAGCAGCCAAAGUCUAGAUAUCACCACAAGAACAAUACUAAAUUGGAGCAGUGCUGCAACACGCAACAUACGCCGGACAAUGGCCAUAACAAUACCUGCGAGAAUAUGCUGAAUCUCAAAUGCUGCAGCGGCGCAGCCAACAAGGAUGCCCCCGUCGAUGUGGUCGACUGUCCACAGCGCACGCGACACCACCACCACAACAACCACCACCAGCAGCAGCACCACAGCCAGGAUGUCUACAUGAAGCAGGCAACACAACGCGUCAAGCUGCUGCGGAAGGCACGCAAACAAAAGUAUCAGGAUCACUGCCUCGAAACGCGUCAACGCAGCCUAUCUGUGGGCAACGAUUCCACCUGGCAGAAUCGCCACUUGCAACAGCAACAGCAGCAGCAGCAGCCGCAACAGGUGCAACAGCCGCAGCAGCAGCAGCUGGCUCAGAAGAGCGUCUCAUCCUCGCCACCGUUGGGCGAUGUGAUGCUCGAUGGUGUUCAGUUGCGUCAACCACGCCCACAAUCGUUGCUGGGGCAACAGCAGCGAAAGUCUGCCGAGUGCUGGAAAUCGGCGCUGAAUCGCAACGAUUUAAUUAGCAUCAUCAGGGAGAGCAUGGAAAAAAAUCGCUUGUGUUUUCAGCUAAAUGGAAAACCCCAAGCCAAUGUGAGUCCCAUACGGCAACCGGCAGCACAACAACAACAACAGCAACAGCAACGCCAACGCUGCAAUACAGGCUCGAAAAUCCCGACACUAAUUGCGAAUCACAGUCCGCAGUCCGCUCAGUCGCCGCUCAGCUGCAGUCCGCCCACGCAAUCGCCGCAGCCCAACAACAUCAACAGCAACAACAGCAACAGCAACAGCAACAACAACAACAACAACUGCAACAACAACAGCAGCAACAUCGCAGCCGGACACGAUACGGUCAACAAUAUCAGCAGCAGCAGCAACAACCAAUACAUCCAUCCGCAGCCGCAUAUACCCAUCUACCAUCAGCAGCUGGCCAUUAAUCCGGCCGUUGUUGCCGCACAGCACACUCACAAUAGUGCGCAUAACAAGCUCAAUCUGUGCGGCUACGAUUCGUUUCUGCAUGCAACAAUUUGUGGCGGUGGCGCCACCCAUUCCCCACCAGCGACGCCCAGCAAUGUGGCCACCGUUCAGCCCAUACCCAAGAAGAGUAACAAGCAACAACAGCAGCAGCAGCAGGGUCAGCAGGGUCAGCAGCAGGGGCAAGGAUAUCAGCGAUUGGAGCAACAGCAGCAGCAGCAGCGUAGCAGCAAGGAUUACAAGAACUAUGGCAAUCUCAUCUAUGCCAAGCUCAGCGAGCAACUGCAGCAAAAGGAGCGCGAGCAGCGUCGCCAACGCCACAAGCAACAACCGCAGCAGCAGCAGCUGCAACAGCUGCCACAACAAAAUAAGACAACUGCCUCACAGGACACUUCGCGUCCAGCGACAUCGAGCAGCAGUUCGGCUGGUUCCAAGAUCUUUGGCGAUGCAUUGGAAUGCGCCCAUCUGCUGGCCAGCGAGGAGGAGGAUGAGUUGCUCUCGGCCAGUCCCAUAUUGACGAGCACACCUAGCAAGGUCGUCUCCACGAACACACUGAUCGAUCUGAACGAUGAGGUGGGCGAGGCACUCGCCGAGGCUGUUACCCAGGCCAAGGAUGUGGAUGUGGAUGCGCCAGCUGCCGAUGCGGAUCUAGAUACGAGCGCCUCCAGCUCAAUGAUACAUCGCUAUGUGCACGAGCAUAUACAUCAUCAUUAUCAUCACUUCAAGGAGCAGAACGAUGUCUAAACUAAUUUAGAAACUAUAAAUGUUGCUUAUGUUUCUCGUAUGUUUAAUGUAGCGCAAUUUUGUAAUUUAAUUAGCCAUUUAACAAGAUGAAAAAACACACACACAAAAUCAUCCAAGACGAUAUUAUUUGAUUGUUGUUACACGAGGUUAGGGAAGAGGAUGCCUCGCUGUUUGAAAUACAUACAUAUAUAUAAAUACAUACAUACAUACAAUUGAAUCUGAAUUCCAUGGACAACACUAACAAACUGUAGCUAAAUGAUAAGAUUUUUUGCGCCUUUGCCUUAGCAAUAUUUGAAACAUUUUUAGUAGCCAUCAACGAUUGCUUCGCUUAUGCAAAAACCAGCCUAGCAACAUAUCAUCGCUGUAUGUGUGUAAAAAACAAAAACAAAAACAAAACAAA
This is a messenger RNA of Drosophila grimshawi, 4458 nucleotides long. It is a transcript of the gene nkd, whose product is annotated as protein naked cuticle. Gene Ontology annotation, biological process: negative regulation of Wnt signaling pathway. Gene Ontology annotation, cellular component: cytoplasm. The coding region runs from base 1158 to 4058 and encodes 966 amino acids. Lineage: Eukaryota; Metazoa; Arthropoda; Insecta; Diptera; Drosophilidae. The record is from RefSeq and is a predicted model, not a curated record. The transcript is spliced from 7 exons.